This is a messenger RNA of Alligator mississippiensis (American alligator), 1638 nucleotides long. Its product is annotated as transmembrane protein 198. Gene Ontology annotation, cellular component: plasma membrane; vesicle membrane. Lineage: Eukaryota; Metazoa; Chordata; Crocodylia; Alligatoridae. The transcript has 5 exons. The record is from RefSeq and is a predicted model, not a curated record. The coding region runs from base 422 to 1453 and encodes 343 amino acids.
CUCCCUGCCUCAGUUUCCCCCUCUGGGGAGCACGGAGGGCCCAGGCGUCCCACCCCCCGCAGCCCCGAGGGUCGGCUCCCGAGGUGGAGCCCAGCCGAGCCCGAACCAGGACCCCGGCCCGAGGCGGGGGGGCUCACACACCGGUCCCCCACCGGCCCCCUCUGCACCAGACAACAUCGCCAGGGCGCGGGGGCACCGACCGACCCCCCGACGGCUCCGUGCGCGGCCAGGGGCGCUGCGCUCGGCUCCCCCCGGCCCUGGCCCGCCCUCCGGGCCCCACCGUCCCACCCCCGGGCGGAGCCGCGGCGGGGCCGGAGCCUCGGGGAAGUUGUGAGGGUCCCGGGCGGGGAGGUCCGAGCCCGGGAGCGCCGGGAGCGGGCCCGCGGCGAAUGGCAGCAGGACGGGACACCCCGGCCCCGGCAUGGAGCCCCCGCGCCUGCCCCUCACCCCCCAGGCCACCACCCCGGGGCCCGAGUCCCCCGGCCUGGAGCCCUGCGGCCUGGAGCCCGAGCGCGGCUAUGACGCUGUCCCUGCUGCUGUCUGUGCCCUGGGCUGCAUCUUCGGGGUCGUCUACAGCUGCUUUGGCUACCGCUGCUUCAAGGCUGUGAUGUUCCUGAUGGGGCUGCUGGUGGGCGCAGCAGUGGUCCUGGCACUGUGCUCCCAGGAACGGGACGCACGGCUGAGCCUGGCAGCAAGUGCAGGGCUGGCGCUGGGCAUCGGGGUGCUGUGUGGGCUGGUCACACUACUGGUGCGCAGUGCUGGGCUCUUUCUCACCGGGCUGCUGCCAGGGCUGCUGCUGGGCGCCGCAGGGCUGGUGGCAGCCGAGCCCCUGGGCCAGCCCCGCAGUGCCUGGGUGCCCGGUGGCUGCCUGCUGGGCCCAGCCCUGUUGGGUGCGCUGCUGGCCCUGCGCUGGCCUAAGGCGCUGACCGUGCUAUCGACGGCUGCGGGCGGCGCUGCUGCCGUCGUGCUGGGCCUUGACUACGGGACCCAGCGCCUGGCCCUGGGGCUGCACAUCUACGACUGCCUGCGCCUAGCACUCUCCGCACCCCUGUGCUGGCCCAGCUGGGCCCUGCUGGGCGCUUGGCCCAUGCUUAGCCUGCUGGCGGCACUACUGCAGUGGAAGCUCACGGCCCGCGGCUUCUCCCACACCCAGGGGAUCAUUCCACGGCAGCGGCAGCUGCAGCUGCUCCGGAUCCGACAGCAGGAGGCCAAGAAGCGGCCAAGCCCAGGGCCGCCAGAGGGCUCCUACCGCCGCAAGCCCCCUCCUGCCACACGCUUCCCUGGUGACGUCUUGGCCCCGAGCUACAUCCAGAGCCUGAGAGACCGGCAGCUGGGUGCCAGUGCCUCCCUGAGCAGCCUGAGCGCCGUAGCCCCGGCCCUGCCUGAGCGGGACGACGACUGCGGCUCCAUCACACCCCUGCGGCCUCUGGCUGCCCCCUGCACCCGCCCCUAGGGCCCUGUGCCCCCCAAGACCCCUGACGAGGGCCAAGCCAGACUCCGGGUGCUGGGGGCCCGUGUGGCUCAGGCCAGACACCAGCAGGACCCAGACAGCAGCGGGGCCCUGGGGCAGGGGCUGCAUCCGGUGCCUAGAGACUCUGUACCCUGUGUGUGGGGGGGCAUUAAACAGCAUGGACAGGG